Molecule: messenger RNA, 2589 nt
Organism: Rhinocladiella mackenziei CBS 650.93
Lineage: Eukaryota; Fungi; Ascomycota; Eurotiomycetes; Chaetothyriales; Herpotrichiellaceae
Exons: 1
Coding region: 1-2589 (862 amino acids)
Biological process (GO): mRNA splicing, via spliceosome
Cellular component (GO): cytoplasmic stress granule
Molecular function (GO): mRNA binding
Source: RefSeq, a predicted model, not a curated record
AUGCUCGCCGCAAUGCAGAGUCAAGACGUGUUUGGAGGUUUGGGGAGUCGAUUUGCAUCAUCGAAAUUUGCCACGGAUAAUACAGGCUUCAGUCAUGGUGCAUUCCAUUCGAAUCAUGGGCCGUAUCCGGCUUUGGGAGACCGCAACCUGCGGAAACCUACCAUUCCGUCAAUAGCUACGGCCAGUAAAGACCAACUACCACAUUCUUAUAGCGCCAACGAGCAGACGCCGGGGACCACCUUCGAUAUGAAUUUCACACCUCUUUUGCCUUCUCAACUCUUACUCGGCAGCCCCUUUCAACCUGGCUCUCCCGGUUCCUUCGCUUCGCCCCAAUUCCCGAGCUUGAAUCGUUUCCCCCAGGGGACCAAUGCUCUACACCAUCAGACUCAGCAGUAUCAACCAAAUCCGCAGGCUCCAGCUCAGAUUGCCAGCCCAACCCAAAGCAAUGCCAAUCCGAUGUCGCCUCAAGCAUAUCAGACCGUUGUGUCUCCAGAAAACUAUACGGCACAGUCCCCGACGGGAUUUUCCGGCUUAGGAGGGGCUGCGUUUGGCCACUAUCAACCGAUGGUGGGAAUGGGUCACACAUACAUAACAAGCACCAGCCGAACCGUAUAUCUGGGCAACAUUCCCGCCGACACUUCUGCCGAGGAAAUUUUAAGCCAUGUCCGAAGCGGCCAGAUUGAGUCUGUGAGGCUGUUACCAGAGAAAAAUUGUGCAUUCAUUUCAUUCCUUGACAGCAGUUCGGCCACCCACUUUCAUUCGGAUGCUAUCCUGAAAAAGCUGGCAAUAAAGGGUCACGAUAUAAAGAUUGGUUGGGGCAAGCCAUCUCAAGUGCCCAGCUCCGUUGCACUCGCUGUUCAGCAAUCGGGAGCAUCACGGAAUGUCUAUUUGGGCAAUCUCCCGGAAGACAUUACCGAACAAGAGAUUCGGGAAGAUUUGGGCAAGUUUGGCCCGAUUGAUACCGUCAAGUUGGUUCGGGAGAAGGCUAUUGGCUUUGUGCAUUUCCUUUCCAUUGGCAAUGCCAUCAAGGCCGUGGCACAGCUCCCUCAAGAACCCAAAUGGGGCCCUCCUCGUCGGGUAUAUUAUGGAAAGGAUAGAUGUGCCUAUGUUUCCAAGACCCAGCAGCAGAACGCGGCACAAUACUUGGGCAUUGCUCCUGGUUAUGCACACGUCCUGAAUGGAGCCGACCGGGAUCUGAUCUCAAAUGCUCUGGCACAGCAAUCAGUCGCUGCCGCGGCGGUCGCGACCACCGCUGGUGGCGUGAACAACCUUGGGAACCGGACCGUGUACCUGGGAAACAUUCACCCCGAGACCACGAUCGAAGAAAUUUGCAACGUGGUCCGAGGAGGUCUCCUUCACCAUAUCCGAUAUAUUCCCGAUAAACACAUCUGCUUUGUGACAUUUAUCGAUCCGACAUCGGCCGCGUCGUUUUAUGCAUUGAGCAAUCUUCAGGGCCUCAUGAUUCACAACCGACGAUUGAAAAUUGGCUGGGGGAAGCAUUCUGGAGCUCUCCCGCCCGCCAUUGCUUUGGCCGUGAGCGGAGGUGCGUCGCGAAAUGUGUACAUUGGUAAUCUGGACGAGAGCUGGAGUGAAGAACGACUUCGACAGGACUUUUCCGAGUAUGGCGAGAUUGAGUUGGUCAACACCUUGCGAGAAAAGAGCUGUGCCUUUGUCAACUUCACAAAUAUUGCCAAUGCCAUCAAGGCCAUCGAGGCGGUUCGGGGUCGGGAAGAAUAUAAACGCUUCAAGAUCAAUUUUGGCAAAGACCGAUGUGGCAAUCCUCCUCGUCAGAACUUGAGCAAUGCCAGUGGCAACCACGCACGCCUCCAGGGCUCCCUUGACGGUGCUGGCUCUCCGGUGGCAAUAAAUGGGUUUGAAAAUCCGGUGUCGCAGUCGGGUUCCAGCCCGACAAGAUCGACCGUUCCCGUGGGACCCAAGGCUUCAUUAGGGUCAUCUCAGUCGGCCUCUCGUCAGCAUCCACCGAAUAUGGCGGCUCCGACCCCUUCGGCAAUCUUGAAUGCGGGCAGCAACAAUCCGCUGACGAUGUAUUUAUCCCACGUGUCUCAACAACAAGCUCAAGCGGAGCAGGACAUGCGCGAAGAUACCCUGACGUUCGCCUCGUUACAACAGCAACAAAAUCAAGCUUUGGCAAGCCAGCAGGCGGCUUUAUAUGGCGAGAUGCCCAAUGGCCAUAGCGGGCUUGAUGCCACCACUCCAUCUCAUGUACCGCGACAAAGCAGUGUUAGUGGUGGAUUUGGUUCGAACCCUCUCAACAAUGGCGCGUCGACAACCGCCGGCAGUCUCCUGGUUCCCACCAACACGGGGCUCGGAGCCGGUCGAAGUGCGCAUUCAAGAGCUGUUUCUCUUCCUGCGUUCUCACAGGAGAUUUUCGGCGGACAACAGUCUACUCAACAAGGCCCAUCAUCGUCACGCGGCUUCGGUGGACAUGCACCCCAAGGAAGCUUUGGGGGUUUUGGAUCGGCCUUUGGCACGGGCUUUGGGACCAGUGGAUAUAAUGGACUUGGACUGACGAGCGACAGCCGCGGGGGCCUCUCUGGCUGGGCUGAGGAGGAGAUUGGGGCAAAAUAA